AUGGAUUCAAACAGUGACGACCUUGCUAAACAACUCUGGUUGGCUAGUCAUGAUGGUCAUGACCAAAAAGUCCUUGAGCUGCUACAGAGAGGAGUUCCACCCAACAGUGGCUACUACACUACAAAGCAUGAUGGAAUCACUCCACUACAUAAAGCAUGUUCUGACAACCAUCUCGGCAGUGCAGAACUAAUCAUCAAGUUUGGAGCCAUUGUAGCUGCUACAGAUAGGGAUGGCUGGACCCCCUUACACUACACAUGUCUCAACAACAGUGAGACCACUGCUAAGCUCCUACUGGAGCACCGCUGUCCCACACCUCCUAUUAUGUUCUUUCCCAACCAUGAAGAUAUCAAAGACAACAUGGGGCAGACUGCUGAUGAUUUGGCCAGAAGUGAAGAGUACUCUCGUUUGGCUAUCUGUAUCGAGAGCUUCCGGCCUGGAUAUAGUGAUCCUCUGUCCUCCUACCCAACACUGGAACAGCUGAUGCAGCUGGAUUGUGACCAAUGGCUUCAACUUGGUGUUCACUUGGGAUUGGACAAUGACCAACUGGAAUGCAUAGAGAAGAGCCAACAUCCCACAGCAGCAACUCUCCGGGCAGCCAAAGUCAAGAAUAUUGACAUGCAGUGGAAGGAUGUUGUGGAAGCUCUAGUGAGCAUUGGAGAGUACAAGUUGGCAGACUGUGUUUGCAAUCAGCAAGGCACAGUCAACAAGGCUGGUGACACCCCACUCUCUCAGGCGUACAAAAACAGACACUUGGAAACUAUCAAAUAUCUUGCUCAAAAACAUCAGUGUGACCCAAAAUUUACAGUGAAUAAGGCUGGAGACACCCCUCUCUCCCUUGAGUGUUCCCGUGGUAACCUGGAGAUGGUCAAGGCUCUCACCAACAAGCAUGUUGACCUAAACAGCUCAGUCAACAAGGCUGGUGACACCCCAUUCUCUCUGGCUUGUGCCAUUGGUCACUUGGACACAGUUAAUUACCUUGUAAACAAGCAGAAUUGUGAUCCUAGAAGCCCAUGUAACAAGGCUGGUGACACCCCUCUCAUUCUGGCUUGUGCCAACGACCACUUGGAUACAGCCAAAUACCUUGCAAAUGAGCAUACUUGCGAUCCUAGAAGUUCAGUCAACAAAGCUGGUGACACCCCACUCUCUCUAGCCUGUGCCAAUGGUCACUUGGAAACAGCCAAGUACCUUGUGAAAGAGUAUCAUUGUGAUCCUAAAAGUACAGUCAACAAGGCUGGUGACACCCCACUCUCUCAGGCCUACAAAGGUGGACACUGCGAAGUGGUCAAGUAUCUCGCCAUCACUCAUCACUGUGAUACAAUGAUUGCAAUGAAUGUGGUUGGAGACACUCCUCUCUCCCUUGAGUGUUCCCGUGGUAACCUGAAGAUGGUCCAGGCUCUCAUCAACAAGAAUGUUGAUCCAAAAAAGUCAGUCAACAAGGCUGGUGACACCCCACUCUUGCUGGCCUGUGCCAAUGGCCACUUGGAUACAGUCAAGUACCUUGUGAAUAAGCAUCACUGUGAUCCUAGAAGUGGAGUAAGCACGGCUGGUGACACCGCACUCUCUCUGGCAUACAAAGGUGGACACUGGGAAGUGGUCAAAUACCUCGCCAUCACUCAUCACUGUGACACAACAAUUGCAGUGAAUGAGGCUGGAGACACCCCUCUCUCCCUUGAGUGUUCCCGUGGUAAUCUGGAGAUGAUCAAGGCUCUCAUCAACAAGUAUGUUGAUCCAGAAAAGCCAGUCAACAAGGCUGGUGACACCCCACUCACUCUGGCCUACAACUCUUUGCAAUUGAAUACAGUCCAGUAUUUCGCCAUCACUCAUCACUGUGAUACAAAAAGUGUCCUCUUACUAGCAGUGAAGAAAAAUCAAAAAUCAGUGUUGAAGUUUUUACUGGUAGAGUGCCACAGCAAUCCAAAUGUGACCGACAAAGAAGGCAAGUCACCUCUCGAUUUGGCCAAUGACCCUAAGAUUAUAAAGCUCCUCUUGAAACACGGAGCCAAGGCUGCCAAUGUCUACAAAAAACACAGCAAGCUCAUUGGAAAACUUUCUUCUGAGCAACCUCCACACCUUCCUCUGUUUGUGCUCCUCACUGGUGAUGGUGGCGUGGGAAAGAGUACUCUGUUGAAGUCCAUUCUGAGCUCAAAAGGUUUUCUGGCUAAAUUGCAGAAGGCAAGACCCGUAGAUGGUGUUGAUGCGAGGACAGUUGGAAUCAUACCGUACGAUGUAUACACCAAAGAGUUCGGGAGAAUCGUUUACUUCGAUUUCGCUGGUCAGAAAGAGUUUUACACGAGCCACUGUGCCAUUCUGGAGAAUGCUGUUCAAACCUCACCACCCAUCAUUAUCCUCUGUGCCAAGCUUGUAGAAAGUGAGCAGGCGAUUAUUGAUUCCACAAAUCGUUGGUUGACCCUUGUUCAAAACCAGUGCACCAAUCUGAAAAGCAAAGCACAUGUGAUAGUAAUUGGUAGCCAUGCUGACCAAGUGAAGAAAAUGGGAGAAGAUCCACAAGCCAAAGAGGGUAUUUUUGCCCCUAUUAUCAAGCCAAGUUCGAGUUCAAAGAGUUCAUUCCAAUGGAUUGUCGCUUUGCUGAUUCGGAUGACAUGA
Messenger RNA from Halichondria panicea, 2604 nucleotides. RefSeq names its product ankyrin repeat domain-containing protein 17-like. The record is from RefSeq and is a predicted model, not a curated record. The transcript is spliced from 16 exons. The coding region runs from base 1 to 2604 and encodes 867 amino acids. Gene Ontology annotation, cellular component: cytoplasm; nucleus. Gene Ontology annotation, molecular function: protein binding. NCBI's taxonomy places the organism in Eukaryota, Metazoa, Porifera, Demospongiae, Suberitida, Halichondriidae.